This is a messenger RNA of Microtus ochrogaster (prairie vole), 4849 nucleotides long. RefSeq names its product RAB3 GTPase activating non-catalytic protein subunit 2 (gene Rab3gap2). Gene Ontology annotation, biological process: regulation of GTPase activity. The record is from RefSeq and is a predicted model, not a curated record. Lineage: Eukaryota; Metazoa; Chordata; Mammalia; Rodentia; Cricetidae.
UGAAGCUUUCGGGGCUCCGUGCUGUCAGCCGCGGGGUCGGGUGGGCCGGGCGUGGCUAGGGAACGACACCCCUGCCCGCGGGGGUCCCUGCAGCUAUGGCCUGCUCCAUCGUCCAGUUCUGCUCCUUCCAGGACCUGCAGUCCGCGCGCGACUUCCUGUUCCCUCAGCUGCGGGAGGAGACCCCCGGCGCCCUGAGGAGGGACCCGAGUAAAUCAUCAAACUGGGAAGAUGAUAGUUGGGGAGCAUGGGAAGAAACAGAACCCCAGGAACCCGAAGAAGAAGGAAAUGCUUCUAAAACACAAAAAACUUCCUGGCUUCAAGAAUGUGUUUUAUCCUUAUCUCCAACCAGUGAUCUUAUGGUGAUAGCCCGGGAGCAAAAGGCUGCGUUUCUAGUGCCAAAAUGGAAGCAUGGUGAUAAAGGGAAGGAAGAAAUGCAGUUUGCUGUUGGUUGGAGUGGCGCCCUGAGUGUGGAAGAAGGGGAAUAUGUGACCAGUGCUCUCUGCAUCCCACUGGCAAGCCAGAAGAGGAGUUCCACUGGGCGUCCUGACUGGACCUGCAUUGUGGUGGGAUUCACGUCUGGUUAUGUGCGGUUCUACACUGAGAGUGGUGUGCUUUUGCUUGCACAACUUUUGAAUGAGGACAAAGUGCUUCAGCUUAAGUGCAGGACCUAUGAAAUCCCCCGACACCCUGGAGUGACCGAGCAGAAUGAAGAACUGAGCAUCUUAUAUCCAGCCGCCAUUGUGACUAUUGAUGGCUUCAGUCUUUUUCAGUCCCUCCGUGCUUGUCGGAACCAGGUGGCAAAAGCUGCAGCAUCAGGCAAUGAGAACAUACAACCACCACCGUUAGCUUAUAAGAAAUGGGGUCUACAAGAUAUUGACACUAUUAUUGAUCAUGCUAGUAUUGGUAUUAUGACUCUGUCGCCUUUUGAUCAGAUGAAGACUGCUUCCGUUAUAGGGGGGAUUAAUGCAACAAUUAAAAACAGCCCACCUGCCAUGUCUCAGUAUAUCACUGUGGGGUCCAGUCCCUUCACUGGCUUCUUCUAUGCUCUAGAGGGAAGCACUCAGCCACUGUUGUCUCACGUCGCGCUCGCAGUUGCAAGUAAACUGACUUCUGCUCUCUUUAGUGCUGCCAGUGGUUGGCUUGGUUGGAAAAGCAAGCAUGAAGAAGAGACCGUCCAGAAGCAGAAGCCCAAGAUGGAGCCAGCUACUCCCUUAGCUGUGAGAUUUGGACUUCCGGAUUCUAGACGCCAUGGAGAAAGCAUAUGCCUGUCUCCUUGUAACACCCUGGCAGCAGUCACAGAUGAUUUUGGCAGAGUUAUCUUGUUGGACGUUGCUCGAGGAAUUGCAAUACGGAUGUGGAAAGGGUACCGAGACGCACAGAUCGGAUGGAUUCAGAUUGUAGAGGACCUCCAUGAACGAGUACCAGAAAAGGGGGAGUUUUCCCCCUUUGGAAAUACUCAGGGUCCCAGUCGAGUGGCUCAGUUCCUUGUGAUCUAUGCGCCACGAAGGGGAAUUUUGGAAGUAUGGAACACACAGCAAGGACCAAGGGUGGGAGCUUUCAAUGUGGGCAAGCACUGCAGGCUGCUGUAUCCCGGCUACAAAAUAAUGGGCUUAAACAACGUGACAAGUCAGAGUUGGCAGCCUCAGACUUACCAGAUCUGUCUUGUUGACCCGGUGUCUGCAAGUGUAAAAACGGUGAACGUGCCUUUCCAUUUAGCACUGAGUGAUAAGAAGAGUGAAAGAGCCAAGGACCUGCACUUGGUGAAGAAACUGGCAGCCCUGCUAAAAUCAAAGUCACCCGGGCCUGAUUCAUUUGAAACGGAAAUAAAGGAGUUGAUUCUUGAUAUUAAGUACCCUGCAACCAAGAGACAAGCUCUGGAAAGCAUUUUGGCCAGUGAGCGUUUAUCAUUUUCCUGCCUUAGAAACGUUACUCAGACUUUAAUGGACACUUUAAAAAAUCAAGAGCUCGAGUCUGUGGAUGAAGGACUGCUGCAAUUUUGUGCCAAUCAGCUGAAGUUACUACAUCUUUAUGAAUCUGUCAGCCAGUUAAAUUCUGUUGAUUUUCACUCAGACACACCGUUCUCUGAUAACGACUUGGCUGUGUUGCUAAGACUGGACGAUAAGGAACUUGUGAAGCUCCGGGCCUUAUUAGAGAAGUACAAACACGAAAACACCAAGACCACUGUCCGGUUUUCUGAGGAUGCAGACGGAGUGCUACCUGUCAAGACCUUCCUCGAAUAUCUAGAGUAUGAGAAGGAUGUGCUGAGCAUAAAGAAGAUAAGCGAAGAGGAGUACGUGGCUCUAGGCAGUUUCUUUUUUUGGAAGUGUUUGCAUGGAGAAAGCUCCACGGAGGAUAUGUGUCACACUCUGGAGUCUGCCGGACUUAGUCCUCAGCAGUUACUGUCUCUGCUCCUAAGUGUUUGGCUUUCGAAGGAAAAAGAUAUUUUGGACAAACCACAGUCUGUCUGCUGUCUUCAUACCAUGCUGUCCCUACUGAGCAAGAUGAAAGUGGCCAUUGAUGAGACAUGGGAUUCUCAGUCUGUGUCCCCUUGGUGGCAGCAGAUGCGCAUGGCCUGUAUUCAGUCGGAGAACAAUGGAGCUGCCCUGCUGUCUGCACACGUUGGGCAUUCUGUUGCUGCCCAGAUGUCCAGCAAUUCUACAGAUAAGAGAUUUUCCCAGACAGCUUUGGGUGCUGAUGCGGAAGCCCUCACAGACUCCUGGGAAGCCCUUUCUCUUGACACCGAGUACUGGAAGCUCCUGCUGAAGCAGCUGGAAGACUGCCUCAUCCUCCAGACCCUGCUCCACAGCAAGGCCAGUCCUCCAGCUGCCAAAGUGUCAUCGCCACAGACAGAGCCACUUCCAAGGCUUUCUGUGAAGAAACUGUUAGAAGCAGGAAAAGGUGGUGUUGCAGACAGUGUAGCCAAGUGGAUAUUUAAACAGGACCUCAGCCCUGAAUUGUUGAAAUGUGCCAACCAAGAAAGAGAUUCAGAAAACCCAGAUGAACCCAAAGAAGGUAUUGCGCGAAGUUUCCUUGAGGUGCCAGAGGUGCAGAUAGACCUAGGAGCCAUACCAGACUUGCUGCGUUUAGCCUAUGAGCAGUUCCCGUGUAGCCUUGAGCUUGACGUGCUGCAUGCACAUUGCUGCUGGGAGUAUGUUGUUCAGUGGAAUAAAGACCCAGAGGAAGCACGCUUUCUGGUUAGGUCCAUAGAGCACUUGAAGCACAUUCUUAAUGCACAUGUUCAAAACGGUAUCGCGUUGAUGAUGUGGAAUACAUUCUUAGUUAAAAGGUUUUCUGCUGCCACCUACUUGAUGGAUAAGGUUGGGAAGUCUCCAAAGGAUAGAUUAUGCCGAAGGGAUGUGGGGAUGAGUGACACAGCAGUGACAUCCUUCCUCGGAUCCUGCCUGGAUCUUCUUCAGACUUCACUGGAGGCUGACAUUAGCAGGGAUGAAAUGCAGAUGCCAGUCCUGGACACUGAGGAUGCCUGGCUCUCCGUGGAGGGCCCCAUCUCUAUAGUGGAGCUGGCGCUCGAGCAGAAGCCUAUCCACUACCCACUGGUGGAGCAUCAUUCCAUCCUGUGCUCCAUCCUGUAUACAGCCAUGCGCUUUUCUCUCAAGAGUGUGAAGCCUCUUGCUCUUUUUGAUAGCAAGGGGAAGAAUGCAUUUUUCAAAGACUUAACUUCAAUUCAGUUAUUACCUAGUGGAGAAAUGGAUCCAAAUUUCAUUUCUGUAAGACAACAGUUCUUACUGAAAGUUGUCAGUGCAGCUGUCCAGGCCCAGCAUUCUGUCACCAAGGACAAAGAGCCCUCCGAAGAGGCAGCAACCACUCAUUGGAAAGACCACAACUGGCCAGUUCUGGCUGUGGACUUAGCUCAUCACCUUCAAGUGAGCGAAGAUGUCAUUCGAAGGCAUUAUGUGGGAGAGCUGUACAACUAUGGAGCUGACCUCUUAGGAGAGGAGGCCAUUCUGCAAGUUCAUGACAAAGAAGUUCUGGCAUCUCAGCUGCUCGUGUUGACAGGGCAGAGGCUGGCACAUGCACUUUUCCACACCCAGACAAAAGAAGGCAUGGAGCUGCUGGCCAGACUCCCACCCACACUCUGCACCUGGCUGAAGGCAAUGAACACCCAGGAUCUUCAGAACACUGAUGUGCCAAUCGCCACAACAGCUAAACUAGUGCACAAAGUAAUGGAGCUCCUGCCAGAGAAGCACGGGCAGUACAGCCUUGCCUUACACCUCAUCGAAGCUGUGGAAGCCAUGGCUACUUUAUGACAGUAGUCCAAAGUCCUGCGACCACACCAAUCACUGCAUGUCACUUUACACAGCAAGAUCUGGAACUUUUUGGAAUUUUUUUUUUUUGUAUAAUAAAUAAAUAUAUUACUUUUAAAAAGUGCAAUCCUGGCUAAAUUCCCUUUCUUCAGUUGAGACUGAAGAUAAAAUACAUUAACUGGGCUAUAAUGAAUACAGAUGCUUUACUGUUAUUUUUUCAUUCAAAUAAGUAGCUUUAUUGUUAAACUUUGUAUUGUGACUGAUUAUAAUUUGCAGAUUUCAUUCUUACUGUAGUAUUCCAGUUCAUAUCCAGAUGUCUCCUGUGGGAUGAAGUGUCCAUGCAGCUUCCAUCAGCAUGCCAGAGACUCAGCCACAGCCCUUUAGAACAUGCAGAGAUGUCCUGCUGUACUUGCCAGAAUUGGGAAUCAGAGAUGUGAACAAUGCAUCAAAAUCAACUAUAAUGUAAAUCAAGAUUUACUCUUUAUUUUGUCAAGUUCCAAAAUUGUAUCCACAUCAGGUAGUUGUAAAAAUGUAUUAUCUUGUAAGACUAUGUAAAAACAAAAGAACAAAGCAAAGAUUCUAAAAUA